AUGUGUGUGGAAAUUUGGGACUCCAGUAAAAAAAGACUCUACUACACCAUUGCAAUAAUGAUAAUUCAGUACAUUAUACCACUUCUUAUAUUAUGUUUCUCCAAUUUUUAUAUUGGAUUUCUUGUCUGGAUCCGCAAACCACCAGGAGAAAACCAUCCUACAAGAAUCAAAGAGAUGGACCUAGAAAAAAGACGGACGGUGAAGGUGUUAAUUUGUGUCGCUGUAUCUUACGCCCUUUCCUGGCUUCCUCUCCAUGUUAUUACUGUUGUGGGUAGCAACAACCAACAGCUGAUGAGCCAGGAGUACCUACAAGUCUACUGGAUGUUCUCUCAUUGGUUUGCCUUCACUAACUGUGCCGUCCACCCAAUCAAUUAUUUUGUGAUGGAUAGGGACUUUAGAAAGAAAACAAAGAAACUGUUCCGAUCGCCAUGCUGUUUGUAUCUAAAAACUACUUCACAGUUUCAGGUGCGUCAAGUCGACUCGAGUUGUUGA
This is a messenger RNA of Saccostrea echinata, 492 nucleotides long. RefSeq names its product RYamide receptor-like. Gene Ontology annotation, molecular function: neuropeptide receptor activity; neuropeptide binding. Lineage: Eukaryota; Metazoa; Mollusca; Bivalvia; Ostreida; Ostreidae. The transcript is spliced from 2 exons. Gene Ontology annotation, cellular component: plasma membrane; neuron projection. Bases 1 to 492 code for a protein of 163 amino acids. Gene Ontology annotation, biological process: G protein-coupled receptor signaling pathway. The record is from RefSeq and is a predicted model, not a curated record.